Molecule: messenger RNA, 4731 nt
Organism: Symbiodinium sp. CCMP2592
Lineage: Eukaryota; Dinophyceae; Suessiales; Symbiodiniaceae
Source: the annotation of a GenBank genome assembly
AUGGUUUCCUUGGCUUUGGCUUUUUCGCUGAUGUGUCUGGCGAGAAGCUUUGUGAAAGAACUUGUGAGAAAGGAGACAGUGGAGCGCGUUGCUCCGGCUGAGGAAGAGCUACCAGAACUCUGGUACUCGCCUUACGGAGAGAGGACCCACACUUCAGGAAGAUGUCAUGGCCUCAGGAACGCAACCAGUGUACACCGAGUACUACCAUGCAAGUACUGUUGCCCCGGUGGACUUCGAUCCCGGGAACAACGCACCUUCGAGUACAAGAGAACCUUUUUGGAAGCAGCAGGAAAGUACCUUUGGCUAAAAGUCUUCAUGGUUGUGGUUCUCAUGGGCAUGUCAUGGUUCAUGGUGUUUGAAGUGAACGAGACCUACGGCUACCCGUUGGCCACGAACCGCAUGCUGAACUACAGGAACAAGGUCCUCAGCCUCGACAACAAGAACCCCAAGAAGAAGCAUGUGAUAAAGGAGAUUACCCCAGCGGAUGUUAUCAACGUCACGAGCUACCUCAAGAAGACGAACGUGUACUCCGAGUUCUACAAGAACAAAAGAAAAGGAAGAAGAAUUGAGCCCGUCGUGAGCUACGUCGUGCGCACGUGUUUCGAGAAGGAAGUUGCACAGGUCAGUUUGCAGCGUUCUUUUCAAGAAGCGAAAGUGAUCUUCACCAAAGAAUCGAAGUUAUCCUGGAUUCUGGACGCACAAGGAAAGGCAAUAAAGACGGAAGGCAGAAGGAUGCUGAACUUAACGUUCUUUGAUGACGACGGAAGCUUUUGUCGCAUCCAGGAAGCCUUCACCGUUGCCUCGGUGAUCAACCCGCUGAUGGCCAUAGGCAAGCUGUUUCGAGAAGGCUGGGAGUUGCGAGUGAACGAAGAAGAAGGUAUGUGUCUUACAGAUGGAAGCUCAAGAAUACCAGUGCAUCUCCACAAGAACAGCUUGGCAGCCUACGCCUACGUACAAACUCCUUCAAGAAGCAGAAGUUACAGCAGCAACAACUACAAGAUGGUUCGCACAGUUGUUCAGCUCAACAAGCACGUUCAGGAAGCAGUGAACAGAGAAGAACCUGGUUGGCACAACACAGACAGCAUGGUGAUUGUGAAGUAUGCCACUCAAAGCAGCUAUGAGAACCCGUCUCUCAUGUAUAGCCCUACGCACUUUCCGUACAGAAGCACUUUGGUGAAAGAAGAGAGAGGAUGGAGAGCAGUUGAAGUUUCAAGAAAGUACUCCGAGAAGGCAGACCCUUUUGAAGAGUUUGCAGAAGGAGAAAAGGAAGUGGUUACAGCCAUUUCAGCAAAGCCAAUUCCACUUUGGAUCCUUGGCACCCCUUACGCAGCUGGAGAUCGAGCAGACCAAGAAAGUCAUGGUCGUGACUACUGGAGAAUGGACCUCGAGAAGGGAGAAGUUGUUCGUCACCACGUAGUACCAAGAACUGUACUGUUUGACCCGACAGGAGUUGCCAACUGUCCUGUCCUCCUUGGAGAUCUCGAGAACAGCAGGUAUACCCAAGGAGACUGCAUUUACAGUACAGAGAUCUACGAACACAGCGACGACUGGAGAGCAGACCGCCUACCUCUACGUGAACACUUCCGUUUACCGUGGUUUGGUCAAACAAGGUUCCGUGUGAAGCCAGGAGUUGCUGAAGACCUGAAGGCAGAAGCUGCAGCAGAGGAGCUAAAGACGAAGAAAGAAGAGCACUACCAAGAGAAGGAAGAUUCAGCAGCACCACCAGCAGCAGAAGAGAGCAAAGAUGAGGAGAUGAGAGAAGCACAAGCAGAUCAAGAAGCACCACAAGAAGUUGUUGAAGUUUUGGAGGAAAGCUUCUACCACGAAGGCGUCGAGUACACAGCGCAGAAAAGCAGUCUUAAGGAACUACAAGCACUUUGCAGAGAGUACAGAGUGAAGACAACAGGAAGCAAGAAGCAGCUCUUGAAGAGACUCGCCACAGCAGUCAGAGAAGAAAGGCUCAGCACGCAACACAAGGAACAACGGGAACACCACCAAGCAUACCACCUAGCACCGCCACAGGAACCAACGGAAGAGGAGAGAGCGUACCACAACUUGACGCACCUUCCGUAUCAGCCUUGGUGUCCCCAUUGCGUUGCUAUGAAAGCACGAGAAGACAACCACAAGAAAGGAUUGAGCAAGCCAAGCAGCUCUACGGAUUCCGCGAAGCCCGUCAUCAGUUUUGACUUUUGCUAUACAAGCACCACAGGAAGUGAAGAACCACCAGCAGUGACUCUUGUCGCUGUGGACAGCUGGAGCAAGGCAGUUCUUUCGGUGCCCUGCAAGAGGAAAGGAGGUGCAGGAAGCACGACGCAUCUCGCGGAAGCACUCGUGCAGUUCACCACGCAGCUCGGGUACAACACCCUCGUUUUCAAAGCAGACAACGAGAACGCAGCCAAAGCACUCAAGGACAAAGUACAGAAAGAAGAACGCGAACAGCUCGAGAACGACGAGGCCGCUAGCGACCCUCCGAGUUCGGAGGACAGCAGUGAAGAGCAGCAGCGAGCACUUGAAGACAGAGAGGAACAAAGCGAAGGCAGCAGCAUGAGUGUGACGAGAGACAGAAAGAGAAGAGCUGAGGUUGAUGACGACACCCUUUUGGAGGAACUCAGAGCAGUUGAACCACUCACAGCCUCAGCAGAAGCACUUUCAGCACCAGCUGAACCACGAGCAGAAGCAAGCAAGCACAGCCUUGAGCCUGAGGAACCAAGCUCACCCAGCAAGCUACGAAAGCAGGUCAACAGAGCAGAGGAAACAGACGGUUACCUCAACAUGCCUCAUGAUGAUGAAGUCUACGAAGCAGAUGAUGUGUUUGUGUACGACUCGGAAGAAGAAGAAGAGGAUACAGAGAGUGACCCAACGGAAGUUUCUACCAAGGUCCCUGUCGAGUUCUUCGACGAGGAGAAAGGACCACCGAACGUGGAUCCGGCUUUUCUUCAGAAGUUGGAUGAUGAAGCUACAGUCAAAGAAAUCAAGAGGUUAACAAAGAUGGGAGUUAUUUCGUUGGUUUCUACGGACCCUCAGGAAGCAACUGAGAACGUACCUCUGGUAGACUCAGAACAAGAACUUCACAAGUGGUUGACAACAAAGUUGGUGAAAGAUUGGAGGUUCAGAGAAGCUACAGGUUUUGAAGCUGAAGAAGCCAAAGAAGGAACAACAAAGCCCAAGCAGAUUCAAAGAAUUACAAAACUGGUGCCCAUGCUGGCUCUCGCCAACCAUUGGGCGAUCUACAGUGUCGACGUGAAGGUCAACGCGACGCAUCCAGUCUUUGGUCAGACUUUUGUGAUGGACUUUUGGUGGAAGAGAAGUUUGAGCGUUGUACAGCAGUUCCAGCACUUUACCGUCUUCUACGACAAGGUGAACUACGACGUGGACUCCUUCGACGAGGCAAAGAAAGAAUUGACAGAGAGAGCAGAGAAGUUGAAGAAGGUUGAAGAAAGCCUGGAGAAGGAAAAGGAGGAGUUCGGAAACCAAAAGUCAGAGUUUGAGGAGACAGUGAAAAGGUUUUUGAAGAAGCAGAAGGAGGUGAAGGAAAAGGAAGACAAAGUUACAGAAAGAGAAGAGAAGUUAGAGAAAGACCAAGAGACCCUCCAAGAACAAGCCAAGGUCUUAAGCGAGAAGGAGACAGCCCUUGAAGAAGCUGAGGAGAACGUCAAAGCAAAGGAAGCAGAGGUUGAAAAGAAGAAGAAAGAGGCAGAGAAGAAAGAGAGAAAAGCCCAGGAAAGAACCGCCGGCUACGACCAGGAGAGAGAAGAGUACGCCAAGAAGUACGUUGACGACGCGAAGAAGGACUUGGAGAGAGAGCUUAAAGUGCUAAAGCAAGAAGAGAAAGUAAGGAACCAGAAGCUCGACGACCUCCAGUACGACUACAAGAGCCUCAAGGACGACUACCAGUACUUCAAAGGUUACUCACAGGAAGUGGACGCACUUCUACUUGCAGCUAAGGACAAGAUCGUGAAGUACAAGAAGAAGGUCAAAAUCCUCAAGGAAACCAUAGGUGCAGCCCUGCCUGGAAGCGAAGGUGAAGAAGAGACAGAAGAAGCGUACAAGAGCAAAGCAGAAGAAGAGAAAGAGAGGAAAGAAGCGCAAGCAAAAGAGGAAGAGAAGAAGAAAGGAAAAAGGCCAAAGCAGGUAGAGACAGAAGACCAAGAAGAGAAGCCGUCAAGCAACCAAGGAGACGAAGCUACCGUCGACCCGAACGACAUAGCCGAGUUCACGCAGCUUGGCUACGUGUGGGAGUUCAACAAGAAAACGCAAGAGUACCGCGCGAAGUGCGAGGACAAGAAAGGAAGCACGAGAAUCAAGAACGCUCCGGUGAAAGGUCGCCUCCUUUGGAACAAGGUGACGGAGUGCUACAGAAAACACAACAUUUGGUUUACAGACGGAAAGGAAUUGGAUAAAUUCCUCGAGACCAAGGGGAACGAGAAGAUCGAGGAAGAGGUGCAGCGACGCAUCGGCGUGAAGGGCAAGAGCGACAACACAGGAAGCAAGGGAAAAGGCCCUUCCUGGGACGACGGACGCAACGACGGUUGGUGGUACAACGACCAGUGGAACAACGAGAACUGGAACACCAACGACGACGGCAGCAACUGGUACGAGAACGCGAACCCGAACAACAAAGGCUACUGGCAAUCGCCAGAAGAGUGGGCGCAGCAGAACCAGUGGGACCAGUGGACACCCAAAGGAAAGGGUAAAGGCAAGAAGUCCAAGAACUGGGUGCAGACCCAGUGA